GCGGCGGGUACCUGGCGAACGGCUGGAGAACGCCUCGCGACGUCAGUCUGUGCUCUCCGUUUCCCGCUGGCUGCGUGAAUUUCCUCUCCUCUGACCGUGGAAUAAUCAAGUGUACGUGUACAUGUGUUCUUAGACGUCUCUCCUCGUGACUCUCUUCCCCUCUUCCUUCCUCCUGUCUUUUUAUUUUCAUUCUUUCUCCCAUACAGUCUCCCACGACCGGUCUACCUGGUCCUCGAACCCUGUACAUAUUCCUAUUUCCUUUCGUUUCUCGUCGUCUUCGUGGUAUCUUCUGGUUCCCUUCGGUUUUUCCGCCUGGUUUCCUCGUGGCCGCCCGUGUGUAAUCGGUGUGUAAGCGUUCUUAUCCGGGGUCCUGCUGGCUGGUCAGUGUCGAUUCGAUGUUCGGCUUGGGAAGCAGAAAGGUGCUCAAGUACUCGGCCAUCGACACGUCCCUCUCCAUAGACGUCGAGGACACCGUCACGUGCUUCUGCAGAAAAGCCCGACGAAAGGAGAAGGAUGCGGGGACCACAGAGGAUCCGAAAUUGUACCUCGAGGAGGCGGCCCUCGAAAGGCAACUGCCCGAGCUGGACCUGAGGAUGUUGGUCGACCUGCCGCCCGGCUUGGACUACAACGAGUGGCUGGCCUCUCAUACCCUCGCACUAUUCGAUCACAUCAACCUCGUUUACGGAACGAUAUCAGAGUUCUGUACCAUGACGGGCUGUCCCGACAUGACCGGUCCCGGUUUAAGAACGUAUCUGUGGUUCGACGAGAAGGGGAAGAAGACGAGAGUGGCAGCGCCACAAUAUAUAGAUUACGUUAUGACUUUUACACAACGCACCGUUAGCGACGAAACUAUAUUUCCUACGAAAUAUGCAAAUGAAUUUCCUAGCUCGUUCGAAUCGAUAGUGCGUAAGAUCCUGCGGCUACUGUACCACGUGGUGGCACACAUUUACCACUGCCACUUCAGAGAGGUAGCACUAUUGGGGUUGCACGCUCACCUCAAUUGUGUGUUCGCCCACCUCACGCUCCUUAAUCAACGCUUCAACCUUAUCGAUCCCAAGGAAACGGAGAUCUUAGGGGACUUAGAGGCUGCCCUCUUGGGCGACUCGACAUCGUCAUCUGCGCCUUCGCAAACAUUGCCCAUCCAGGAGACUCCGACCACAGCUACCUAGAUCGCGAUGCACAGAAAAGAGCCAGAGGUUGCAGUUCCUGAGACUAGGUGACGAUAGGCGUUUGUUUUCCUCCUUUUUUCUUUUCUCUCUAUUCUUCUUUCUUUGUUUUUCUUCUUUUUUUUUUUUUCAAAAAGAGAAAGAAAAAAAGCAUAGAAUAAAUUGCGAGCAACAGAGUUUAAUGAUGAUAAAAAAAACAACUACACGCAGGUGGAGCGAAACGCGCAGUUCUGUAAAAACCAGUAGUACCUGUACAUAGCGAAGUGUGAACAACUACAAUGAUGUAAUUAGGUUCCUCCGUUUGUUGUUUGUGAGAUUGUACAUAAUUUAUUAAACAGUAAGAUAUACGAAAGAGACGAAGGAUGAUUAUUGAUUAUUAUUGACAAAGUUAGUUGCUAUAAGAAAUAAUUUGUUCUGUAAAAAAAAAAAAACAAAAAAAAAACAACCAUAAUGAAACGAGACAAAGCGAAUG
Messenger RNA from Dufourea novaeangliae, 1638 nucleotides. RefSeq names its product MOB kinase activator-like 2 (gene Mob2). Bases 396 to 1169 code for a protein of 257 amino acids. The transcript has 5 exons. Gene Ontology annotation, biological process: positive regulation of protein phosphorylation; signal transduction. Lineage: Eukaryota; Metazoa; Arthropoda; Insecta; Hymenoptera; Halictidae. The record is from RefSeq and is a predicted model, not a curated record. Gene Ontology annotation, molecular function: protein kinase activator activity. Gene Ontology annotation, cellular component: cytoplasm; nucleus.